AUGGAACGCGCCAAAAUCGAUUUGUUACAAAAUUGCGCACUAUCCCUUGUGAAGGCUGUUGAUUCCUUGAAAGAAGCUCAUGGAAUUCAAAAUGUUUAUCUCGCUACUGAUUAUCCGGUCGGAGGUGGAAAAACCCAAUCAUCAACUUUCCACCUGUUAACUGAAGAUCAUCACAAGGCGAUGGAUAUCGUAAACUCAUCAUUAAAUGUCAAAACAUGGGUGUCAAUGGAUAUAUUUAGCAAUAUUCGAAAGAAUGAACUUGUGGAUAAAGAGUUUACGGGAGCUGGGUGA
Molecule: messenger RNA, 291 nt
Organism: Acaulospora colombiana
Lineage: Eukaryota; Fungi; Glomeromycota; Glomeromycetes; Diversisporales; Acaulosporaceae
Source: the annotation of a GenBank genome assembly